GAACAUUUGUUUUGGGCAUUUGAUGCUUGUUCACACUUGCAAAUGCCGCAUUUUCAACUUGCCAUCUCCAUAAGAAACAACUGAUGCUCAAAAGAAACUCAUCCAAAGCCCGAGUUCUACUCUCAUCUUGGCAUUUUUCGGGAUCAUCUCGGUGUGUGUGAGGAUGUGCACGACCUUAUAGCCUUUUAAUUUUUUAAGAGGGUGAGUGUGUGGUCUCUGUGAGACUGUCAGAAGUCUCGAGGAGGAGUGAGAGGAAUUUUUUGUCAGCCUCACAUUGAGGAGUGUUUCUUUGAGUGUAUGCAUGUGUCAUCAUGGGAGACGUCAUUGACUUGGACAGACAGAUCGAGCAACUCAGACGCUGUGAACUUAUCAAGGAAAAUGAAGUCAAGGCACUCUGUGCCAAAGCAAGGGAGAUCCUGGUAGAAGAAAGUAAUGUUCAAAGGGUUGAUUCCCCAGUCACAGUUUGUGGUGAUAUACAUGGGCAGUUUUAUGAUCUAAAGGAGCUAUUUAGGGUGGGGGGUGAAGUUCCAGAGACAAACUACCUCUUCAUGGGAGACUUUGUGGACAGAGGGUUUUACAGUGUGGAGACGUUUCUAUUGCUGCUAGCAUUUAAGGUGCGAUACCCUGACCGGAUAACACUGAUCAGAGGGAAUCAUGAGUCACGGCAGAUCACGCAAGUGUAUGGCUUUUAUGAUGAAUGUCUUAGAAAAUAUGGCUCUGUUACAGUCUGGAGAUACUGCACAGAGAUUUUUGACUUCCUGUCCCUCUCGGCCAUUGUUGAUGGCAAGAUAUUCUGUGUUCAUGGUGGCCUUUCUCCAUCCAUUCAAACUUUGGAUCAGAUCAGGACCAUUGACCGAAAACAGGAAGUUCCUCAUGAUGGACCCAUGUGUGACCUGUUAUGGUCUGACCCAGAGGAGACAACAGGGUGGGGUGUGAGUCCAAGGGGAGCUGGAUAUCUAUUCGGUAGUGAUGUGGUGGCACAGUUUAAUGCUGCCAAUGAUAUCAGCAUGAUCUGCAGAGCUCAUCAAUUAGUUAUGGAGGGCUACAAGUGGCAUUUCAAUGAGACCGUGUUGACUGUGUGGUCUGCUCCCAACUACUGUUAUAGGUGUGGUAAUGUGGCAGCCAUUCUGGAACUUGAUGAGCAUCUCCAGAAGGAGUUUAUCAUAUUUGAGGCUGCUCCACAGGAAACCAGAGGCCUCCCUUCUAAGAAACCUGUGGCUGACUACUUCCUUUGACCUUUCAGCCUGGGAGAAGUUUUGGAAAUACCUGUAUAGACUUUUCUUUAAAGACAUACUAUUUUUCCCCUGGCAAACUUUUAUUCUGCAUAAAAUUCUGUUCUUCUGUGAAUGGACCAGCUACAGCAUUUACUGGAGCAAUUCUAGGCACCUUUGUACAAUGGGCCCCGUUUUACAUUUGCUUUUUACAUUCCUUCCUCUUCCCCGAAAAAUGUUGUAAACCGAUGUGUAAAAAUUCAAAACUAUUUUGACUUCCCCCAGUUGUGUGGUUCUCGGUUUUGUAUUUUCAAAACUCAAAUGAUUGAGAGGGUUUACAUAUUUGCAUGUGAAAAUCUGUCCAAAAAUUGGGAUAUCCAUGAACAUGUUGUUACAGGUCUUUGUUUCAAACUGUAAAAUACUGUAUUUGUGAUUUGGUAAUAAUGGUUCGGGUCUUAAGCAUCUUCAGCUUUGAGGAAAAUGUUACGUUUUUCACACAUGAAUGCAGGGUCAUGUACACUUCAGAUAUACAGCUGAUAAUGGCAUUAAGAUGUUUGAAAUGAA
Myxocyprinus asiaticus (Chinese sucker) is the source of this 1775-nucleotide messenger RNA. Its product is annotated as serine/threonine-protein phosphatase 4 catalytic subunit B-like. The record is from RefSeq and is a predicted model, not a curated record. Gene Ontology annotation, molecular function: protein serine/threonine phosphatase activity. Bases 312 to 1235 code for a protein of 307 amino acids. Gene Ontology annotation, biological process: peptidyl-serine dephosphorylation; double-strand break repair via homologous recombination. NCBI's taxonomy places the organism in Eukaryota, Metazoa, Chordata, Actinopteri, Cypriniformes, Catostomidae. The transcript is spliced from 9 exons. Gene Ontology annotation, cellular component: nucleus; cytoplasm.